AAAUACAGUGUGAUGGCAAAAUUCUCAGACCCUCCUUUGAUGUGGAUGGAAAGAGCUGCUACAAGUCUUUUUGGGGUGAAGCGGUAUGGAGUCCAUAUCAAUGGUUACACUGUCAGUGACAGUGGGGAAGUCAGCAUGUGGCUGGCACGACGCUCCCCCACCAAGCAGACAUACCCGGGACUACUGGACAAUGUGGCAGCAGGUGGUCUGGCUGCUGGUGUUGGCAUCAAACACACUCUGGUCAAAGAAUGUGAGGAGGAAGCUUGUAUCCCAGCAGCCAUUGCUGAGAAGGCUCGUCCUGUAACCACAGUAAGCUACACCUACGUGGAUGAAGGCGAGGUGUUUGCAGAAUGUCAGUUUGCCUUUGAUCUGGAACUUCCUCUGGAUUUUAAGCCUAUAGUGGGGGAUGGAGAGGUGCAGGACUUCUACCUCCUGCCCAUAGAUAAGGUAAAGGAACUGGUGGCCACUGACGACUUUAAACCCAACUGUGCCAUGGUGGUCCUAGACUUCCUCAUCAGACAUUCGUUUAUUGAGCCAGACACAGAGCCCUGCUAUCAGGAAUUUGUGGCGGGACUCCAUCAGACAUUAGAGUGAAGCUGAGGACUGAGGCCACUGUCAGAGGCCGAGACACCACAUACUGCGCUUAUCCCAAUAAUGUUAGCCACGCAGAAGCCAAGCAAGUGCUGAGUGCUCAGUUUCUGCUUUGAGAGAACACCAAGAAUCCACUGAGCCUGGCAACAGUCCAUGAUCUCAGGUGAACUGAGUGCUGGAUUUGGGACUGAUUUUUAUUAGGUUGGUCGACAAAGACAGACUAAACCAGGGGUCGGCAAUCUUUACUAUCAAAAGGGCCAUUUUUGGUUUGAAGAAACCUGGAACCACAAAACAUGUCUGAGCCUUAUAAUAUUAAUUACAUUACUGGUAAGCCAGCAGCAUUGGUGGUGAAAGCAGACAAAUCUGUCUCUAUUUUCCUUUAUCUUUGGUUGGAUUUGGAAUCCAUAGGUAGUUUCAGAGACUCAAGACUAGUAGCCACCACUAUUGACGUUUGGCAAAAUAUAGAGGACAAGGCUCUAGGUCAGGACGUAACUCAUGAUACACAUUUAGGUUACGAAAUGUUUAAAAAAGUCAGAUUCUUUACCAACUUAAAAAUCCCGCAGCUCAAAAGAAGCAGAGCGAACAGUUCAACGGGAGUUUCUGGACUCCCUCUUUAACUCUACGGAUUCUGAUAUUGUCUCGUCUGUUUUUUUUUUUAUGCUCAGUAUUUUUUAUGAAUCGAAACGUAGGCACGUCAUCAGAAAUAAUCUGAAGACUAAGUUUUAGUAUAAAUCUAAGAACGCUGUUAUAUAUGAGGCCCCAGGUGAGUCUGCUCACAAGCUUAGAUUUCUCUGUAGCUUGUAUUCGGGUUUCGGGACAUCAGUCCUCUCUUCAGCCUCCCCGAUCGACCUGUUUGUUUUGUUGAUUUUGUCUCAAAUCGCUUUCAGCUGCAGACUGUAUUUCCUGAACUCCCUCGCUUCUCUGAAGGCCCAGGUUUGUCAUUUGUCAUACACCAUUUACUGUACAUGAGAUCAAUAAACUUGUUUCAAGGCAACUGA
Messenger RNA from Morone saxatilis (striped sea-bass), 1589 nucleotides. It is a transcript of the gene tpk2, whose product is annotated as thiamin pyrophosphokinase 2. Lineage: Eukaryota; Metazoa; Chordata; Actinopteri; Moronidae. The record is from RefSeq and is a predicted model, not a curated record. Gene Ontology annotation, molecular function: 8-oxo-dGDP phosphatase activity.